UGUUUUUUUUUCUGUCACUCCAAUUGACUGUGAAGAGGGUAAAGUGGUGUGGAGUAGUGGGCGCUUUGAACUCCGCUUUUGGGUUAUCUAGGGCUUAAAUCGCUUUUUUUUAGGUUAGGUUACCUGAUAUCUGUAAACGUGAAAAAAUAUCGCGACAUUUAGGGUACGAGAUUGAUGCAUUAACAAUGACAUCGCUUCUAAAGACGAUUAAUGGACUUCAACUUUUUCACAAAUGUUUGAAACAAAGCAUCGAUAUGAUAUCAAUCCCGAAGCGAGACAAGUAUCUACCUAAACCCAGAUACCGCCAUCCAGAGUGGCUCCCGAAACCACAACGUGUUUUGUACGACGAAAGACUAACGGAAGACAACAAGCAGUUUCUUAACGAAGUGGUGCAGAAUCAAUACGAUUUGUCUACCAUUGGACUUGGAACGAAACUUUCCCCUUUGAAAGUGGACCCAAUCGAGCCUACCGUACAGUGGAAGAAAGGUAUGAAACGUACUGGUUUAAUCGGCAAGAAAUUAGGGGUUUAUCCGUUGUGGAUGAAAGACGGAAAGAAGGUCUUCUCGACGUUACUUCAGAUCGUCGACAAUGAAGUAGUCAAAUACAUACCACCGGAGCAGUUUUUCCCAGUAAAAUCUCGCACACCUACGAGACAAGUCAAAAACAGACGCGGCUGUCUCGUAGUGGGGGCGGAAAAUAUAGAUCCGCAAUUGGUCACGAAGGAAUAUUACGGCCUCUUCAACGACACUGGCGUUAUGCCGAAACGUGUACUAAGAAGGUUUAUAAUAUCUCCACAAGCAGCAUUGCAACCAGGAACCCCUUUAUUCGCCACACAUUUUAAACCAGGGGAAAUCGUCGAUAUCCGCGGGAAAACGAUCGAUCGUGGCUUCCAAGGCGUCAUGAAACGAUGGGGCUUUAAAGGGAUGCCUGCCAGUCACGGCGUGACAAAGACUCACAGACGACCCGGAAACAUCGGAUCGGGUGGUGAGAAAGCCCGAGUUAUGCCUGGUACUAAAAUGCCCGGGCACAUGGGUAACCGAUGGCGUAUUCAAAGAGGUUAUCGAAUUUUACGAAUAAACACCAAGUACAACGUGAUUUGGGUUCUGGGACACAAUAUACCCGGCGAAACCAAUACUUAUUGUACCAUAUACGAUACGUUACUUCCUCUGAGGAAAUCCAAUGCGCCAAAUUUCCCGACGUAUUUACCAAGUAACGCCGAAGAGUCGCUUCCAGAGGAACUUUAUGUAGACGACGUACAUCAGUUCGCAGAACCCACGAUAGAAUUUAAAGAAGAAUCUUAAUUAUAUCUGUAUAGUAUUGAAUAAAAAAAAUUGCGUAAUUGCAGACCAGGAUUA
Molecule: messenger RNA, 1355 nt
Organism: Vollenhovia emeryi
Lineage: Eukaryota; Metazoa; Arthropoda; Insecta; Hymenoptera; Formicidae
Gene: mRpL3
Product: 39S ribosomal protein L3, mitochondrial
Exons: 7
Coding region: 186-1301 (371 amino acids)
Biological process (GO): translation
Cellular component (GO): ribosome; mitochondrial large ribosomal subunit
Molecular function (GO): structural constituent of ribosome
Source: RefSeq, a predicted model, not a curated record